CUCUCCUCCUCUACCUCGCCGCCUCCCCCCAAGAACCUUCCCGUCCGUCGCCAUGGCCGCUACCAACGGCGCCGCCGCCGCCGACUCCGUGCAGGAGCCUCCCCACAAGAUCACCAAGAUCGCGCCUCUGCUCAAGGUCAAGAAGCUCUCCGAGAACGCCAUCCUGCCCCGUCGCGGCUCCGCCCUCGCCGCCGGCUACGACCUCUCCAGCGCGGUGGAGGUGACCGUGCCCGCCAGGGGCAAGGCGCUGGUGGCCACCGACCUCAGCAUCGCCAUCCCGGAGGGAACCUACGCGCGCGUCGCCCCGAGGUCCGGUCUGGCGCUGAAGCACUCCAUCGACGUGGGCGCCGGCGUGAUCGACGCCGACUACCGCGGCCCGGUGGGCGUCGUGCUCUUCAACCACUCCGAGGUGGACUUUGCCGUCAAGCCUGGGGACCGCAUCGCGCAGCUGAUCAUCCAGGUCAUCGCCACCCCGGAGGUCGCGGAGGUGGAGGACCUCGAUGCCACCGUCAGGGGAGAGGGAGGGUUCGGCUCCACUGGCGUCUGAACUCUGGAUCUUGAUAAAUAACUCUAGCUAUCUGGUCUGUUUAGGUUAUCUGAUGGUGGUGGAACUCUCGGUGGUAGUUAGUAGUACCUUGUGAUGCUCGUGUGCGGUGAUGUUCGAUUGGGAAUUUCGUGAUCUCUUGCAGUCGUGAAGUUCAGGUUGCGUCCGUGAACGCUGCAAAUGUUAAAGAUGGUUCUGUGGUAGUAAUUUAUCUGUGCUAAAUCGCUGUCACUGAUUUCCAGAUGAAUUGCAGACUUUCCUGCCUA
Molecule: messenger RNA, 810 nt
Organism: Lolium rigidum
Lineage: Eukaryota; Viridiplantae; Streptophyta; Magnoliopsida; Poales; Poaceae
Product: deoxyuridine 5'-triphosphate nucleotidohydrolase-like
Exons: 3
Coding region: 53-547 (164 amino acids)
Biological process (GO): dUTP catabolic process; dUMP biosynthetic process
Molecular function (GO): dUTP diphosphatase activity; magnesium ion binding
Source: RefSeq, a predicted model, not a curated record